AAUUUGAAAAACAUGCUUAUUUUUGGCAAGAUGCUGAAGAUUUUCAUUUGCCUUUAACUGAUAGAUCCAGAGCAUGGUUUAAGAGUCUUCAUAUAAAUGAUGAUAUUUACAAUAACACUCCUACUCAGUUAAUAGGAAUGUCUCCCAAUAAAGCU
Messenger RNA from Funneliformis mosseae, 155 nucleotides. Lineage: Eukaryota; Fungi; Glomeromycota; Glomeromycetes; Glomerales; Glomeraceae. The record is from the annotation of a GenBank genome assembly.